Molecule: messenger RNA, 880 nt
Organism: Aspergillus novofumigatus IBT 16806
Lineage: Eukaryota; Fungi; Ascomycota; Eurotiomycetes; Eurotiales; Aspergillaceae
Exons: 2
Coding region: 374-541 (55 amino acids)
Source: RefSeq, a predicted model, not a curated record
UUUCUGUUUCAGGGAACGUCAGAGUUGGAGAUGCAGCAACUGUAUGGUAUGGGGUUCUGCGGUCUGGGCUGUACGAGAUGGUCCUGCUGGUCCAAGAACUCUUUGCCACAAUUGCGGCCUAUUGUACGAACGUGACAAGGUCACCCCGGAAUGGUCAAGAGACUUGCAUCGCCACGAUGUACCAGUUGGUCGAUAGUCGCCAAAGCUGGCUGCCAACUAUCUCUAUUCCCCGGAAUUUCCAUCGCUGCGGCGUAAAUUUGUUCCUCAUAAACCAGGCCAAUCGAUCCAUCGAACUCAACAAUCGGUAUCCCUGGGGAUUCAUCCAUAGCGGCUAGAACUAUGAAGCUGUCCUUUUUCUUCCCAUAGCUACUACAUGAUCUUUGGGGGCAUAAGUCAUGUAUUUCUUCUUCUUUUCUCUACUAUCAUUCCCUUUCCUGAGUUUGGCACGAUAUCUCUCAUGAACCUUUUAAAGAGGCAGGACUCCGGCGCAUAUGAUUUUGACUUUUACUAUUUCCAGCUUAAUUACCCUUACCAGCAUUAGCUGCCGGCCCGUUGUCUGAAAAGUUGCCUUUUCUUGUGGAAUCGAGCAUCAUUUGGUCGGAUUUGUUUGAAAACCAUUUACUUCUAUAGCUGUAUUCUGCAAGAGAACCAUUUCACCUGGUUGGUGUUCAAUACCGGCACCUUGUUCACUUUCUGCUUGGGGCUAUGCUGGAGUCGUCUUGACAUAGUUUUCCUUGGUCUUUCAAGGCAGGUUAAUCUGACGCUGUUGCUGUAAUAUUCUGCGGAGCGCAUCAUGCUAUGAAAACUCAGCUACAGGUCUCGCCAUGGAUGACUUUCGGGCCAUUUGGACAGUUUCGGCAUAGAACAUGAUAGAAGGAAU